UUUCUGUGUUCAGUGUGAGACACUGGGAUCACUGGUAGAUUCACGCGAUCGUUCACAUGGUGCACAUCCACUGCGUAUUUUUCAUUUCAACACUUGCGUUGCACCGAAACACGUGCCCAUAAUAGUUGUCGGUAUUUUAUUUUUUGUGAAUUAUAUUUAACUAUUAUGAUUAUGUUAAAAACAACGUACGUCCUUUGCACGGUUAUACUUUCACUGUCACGUGCUGUUCAAUCGAGUAGAGAUUUCAUUCACCGUUUGACCAUUGAAGAUUUGGCGACGCGAGACAAUAAUGUCAUAAACGUGCCGGUUGCUUUACCCACUGGCUACGUAGUCAACAGGCCUAGUCAAAAUAUUGGAGAUCGAGUGGACACAAACAAAGAUGGACCAAAUAAAGAAGUUUCAGAAACAGAUAUGUAUCUGCUUGGUGCUAUAGAAAAAUUAGUUCACAGAAUGGAUUUAAUAGAAAAACGCUUGAAACGUUCAGAAGAGCUCAUACAGCACAUUGUUGAAGGAAGUGCAGCAAACAGAGAAGAUCCUUGUCCGAGUAAUUUCACACGUAUAGCACACGCCUGUUAUCACUUUAGCGAGAGACAGUAUAACUGGAAGUCGGCUAUGUCGAUGUGCAAGAGUUUGGCAGGAAAUCUGUUGGAAUUCGACAAUAGAGAUGAACAGAUCGACGUACUGACGUACCUCAUCGGUGAUAAGUAUCUAAGAGGUUACGAUUAUUGGACGGGAGGUCUGAACCCAGGUCUUCUGUGGAUAUGGGCCAACAGCGCGCGGCCCGUGGUGCCCAAGGACUCUGCGAGGCCAGAAGAUCAGAUCACUGGGUCCGGUCGGUGUUUGCGGCUUACUCUGAACGCGGCGACCAAGGUGUACGUGUACUCGGGCGCGGAAUGCAGUAACCGGCACAGAUACGUGUGCAAACACGAAGAAAAUGCGACGGACAAGGCGCUAACCAGGAUACACAAAGCGUUAAAAGACGGCAGCCGGCAGCAGAAAACGGCCGUGCCACUGUCGCCACUUAUCACAGGGACUGUACACUCGUAAAUUAUAUGUACCUAUGACGUAAGAGCAUUAAACUAAAUAUUGUAAAUGAAUAAUUUAUUCUACUUAAAAAAAUUAUUUUUUAAAAAAAAAAUCUGAAACGCACCAAACGACAUCGAAACUAUUAAAAGUUAUUAUCGUAAAACGUUAUUUCAAUGUAUGCGCAGCGAAUAAUAUAGUAAAAGUAUAUUCAUA
This is a messenger RNA of Sipha flava (yellow sugarcane aphid), 1239 nucleotides long. RefSeq names its product C-type lectin domain family 12 member B-like. NCBI's taxonomy places the organism in Eukaryota, Metazoa, Arthropoda, Insecta, Hemiptera, Aphididae. The record is from RefSeq and is a predicted model, not a curated record. The transcript is spliced from 5 exons. Bases 166 to 1047 code for a protein of 293 amino acids.